AUGUUAGAGUCUAACUUCAUUGCCAGAGUCGCGCCAAUUGAAGAUAAUGGAACGAAUGUUGAUCACUGCAUGUCGUUCACAUAUGCCGCACACUUAGCGCCAAUGACUUCAGCAAUCGCUAAGCUCAUGAGAGCUGUACCUAACAGGAAUCAUACUGCGGAUUGCCCAUUUUCGGGAUCAUGUGCGCGUUCUAACUCUUGGUACAGAGACACGUACGAAUUAGCGGAUGUGCUUCAUAUCAUGCAUGCUCAUGGGGUGUCACCAAGAGAGCACGUUAGGCCACUCAGUGUCUCAAUGUGCCAUAUGAUGACUCUCCUUCUAGUUAGAGGACAAUUUCAUAGAUAUGGUAGGAGAAUCUUGCAUUCGAACACAAAAUGCUCGAUGCAGGUCGAGACUUUCCUAACCAGGCUUAGCUUGGACUAUUCACCCGGGCAGCUACACUAG
This is a messenger RNA of Alternaria burnsii, 444 nucleotides long. RefSeq lists its product as uncharacterized. Lineage: Eukaryota; Fungi; Ascomycota; Dothideomycetes; Pleosporales; Pleosporaceae. Bases 1 to 444 code for a protein of 147 amino acids. The record is from RefSeq and is a predicted model, not a curated record. The transcript has a single exon.